AUGGUCGACGGUGCGAGUGCAACACACCACGACAGCCCUAUUGGUGCUUGUUUGGGUCGGAGGAUGCGGUCUGCGGAGGGUGCGUUUCCGCGCAGCCGGCACCGUGUGCGGUGCAGGGCCAUUGCGGCUGUGCGUGCGGCGCUGCUCGUUGUGUUUGCGCUGGUUGCUGCUGCGGCGUGGAUGCCCGCGGUGCAUGCGGUGGUGUUGCGACUGCGGGGCGGCACGGUGGACAGAGCCAUCACGGUUGGCCGCGCCGUGGAAACGGUGCUGAUGGACGGCGUGUACAUCACGAACGGCGUGGCUGUGGUGUUUGACGUUGCGGCGAUGCUUCCCGGCGCGCUGCGCAUCGACUUGAGGAACUGCGUGUGCGACGGCGGUGCGCAGAUCUACGUGCGGGGCUACAGCGGCGAGCCGGCGAGUGACCGGAGCCUGGAGGUGAGCGUGAGCGGGCUGUCGGGGAGCUACUGCUCGCUUGUGUUUGUGCACAACCUGCCGGCACACACGAACGUGACGGUCCGUGACUCGACGAUUGUGACGCCUGGACCGAUGCGCUACUCCCAGCUGAGCGGGCUGACGGAUGCGGUGGCGUCGCCGCUUGUGCUGCACGCGACGUCGCUGUUGGAGUCGCAGCUGCGUGUGAGCAACACUGUGCUGAGGUCGUUGCAGGCGGGCGGGUCUGCGGUGCACGUUGGCGGCGGCGUGGACCUGCUGUCGAGCGCUGUGGUGCUUGACGGCGUGUCGCUGGAGGCGUCGGGCGGUCCGACCGCGUCCGCGAUGCGUGUGGCGUCCCCGUCGCGCCUCAGUCUGCGGAGCCACUCGGUGUUCUCCGUGACAAGUGUGUCUGUUGUGAGCAGCGGCGGCGGCAUUGUGCUUGGAGAGCGCCUCGCGGUGUCCGACUCGGUGCUGCGCUUCGUGGGCGUCGAGGGGUCUGUUGCGUCGUCGCUGGUGCGCUGCGACGGUGGGACGAUCGGUGGUGGCGGGUGGCUGGAGCUGCACGACGUGUGGGCGGUGGGCGAGGCGUCGUCUGUGGCGUCGCUGUCGGGUGUGACGCUGAGCGGCUGUGCCGUGUCGAUUGCGCGCUGCGCUGCCACCGGCGCGACGCUUGUCUCCGGGCUGACGAUCACGAGCGGCGUCGUGUCGGUGCAGUGCAACCGUGCCGGCGGCCGUGUGCUGCGGAGCAGCGGCGACUACCGCAUGGCCGGCCUGCCCUCCGUGAGCGUGGUGCCGUGCGACGGCUGUGCGGCUGCGCUGGCGUGCUUCGAUGCGCUGACGGCGUCGUUCUCUGACUGCGUGUGCAGCUGCCGUGCCGGCGGUGUGGGCGAGGCGUGCCUGCCGUUCGACGUGCCGGUUGCGAGGGCCGGCGGGGGUGCGCAGGGCUGCGUGAGUGGCGUGACGCUGACGGAGUCGGUGACGGUUGGCGGCGGGCGGGCGACGGCGUGCUUCGACUCGGUGGUGUUCAGCGGGCCGAUCACUGUGGUGUUGGACCUGCGCUCGAUGGACGCGUUCGCUGACGCGCUGAACGUGACGCUGCGCCACUGCGUGCUUGCGGACGGCGCGCAGCUGCGGAUUGGUGGCCUCAGCGAGAGCACGUCACGCCUGAUGCCCCACGCCCUCGUCAACAUGACGAAUGUGACGUCGGUGGAGGGCACGAUCGUGCUGCAUGGCGCGAUGCCGCCGAACUCGAGUGUGCUGCUGGCGAACUCAACGCUGCGUGCGACGGUUGGCGGGUCGCAGUACGUGCCAACAGCCCGUGGCCUUGCGGGAUUUCGGUGUGGCCCCGCGCUUGUCCUGGACGGCGUCCGGCUACUGUCGACGCGGUUUGUCAUGACGCGGUCGACGCUGGUGUGUGGCGGGGGCUCGUGCGCUGCGAUCCUCGUGGAGCGCGGCCUUGACGUGAAAUUGUCCAGCGUCUUCUACAUGGACAACUGUGCUGUCAAGUCGCGGGCGCACGUGAUUUACUCCAUUGCGUCGGACCUGCGUGUUGUCGGCGGCUCCGUGUUCUCCAUACAGAACAGCUCGUGGAGUGCGCCGAGUAGUAAAUUCUACGAAAGUGCGUGUAUGUUCAGGGAUGUUGUGGUGACUGGUGGCAGCGUGCUGCAGAUUGUGUCCAGCACUUUCCGUCUUGGCUUUGCCAUGCUCAUUGCAAACACGCUGACCGUGACUGACGGCAGCUGGCUGGUGCACCGCAACAACGAGUUCCGCGCCGCCUACGUUGUGUACGUGCUCAAGGAGAACGGCUUGGCGUUCCGCGAUCGGAGUGUGUGGUCGAUACUUGACAACAACUUCACGUACGACUCGUACUCGUCGACCAUCGCACGCAUGACAAGCAACUGGUCACCAUCAUCCGACACGCACCCGAUCAUCUACGGCGUGUGCAACGAGGCAAUGGGCUCUCCUGUGACGGAUUACCAAGAAGAGCUCAACAUUGGAGCACCCGUGACGGUGCUGGACUGUGGUGCGUGCACCGUGGACGCCGUGUGCUUUGCAGCGAGGACGAGCAGCGUCAGCGGCUGUGAAUGUGUGUGCGCUGCUGGCGGCCACGGUGACACUUGUCUGCCAGCUGCGGUUCCGGACGGCCUUGGGCCGCUCCCGCUCCCCGAUGCGAGGGACACGGAGGUCCGCUGCGUGCACGGUGGCAGCAUCAGCUCCGUGGACGAUCCUGAUCCCGGUGUGCGUGGUCUGUGUUUUGUUAACGUGAUCUUCACUGCCGCGAUCGUGCUGGACCUGUUGCAUUUUGACGCGCCACAACAAACACUGAACAUCACGCUGCUGCAGUGCGUCCUCGUGGGCCUGUCGAUCAAGGGGAGUGGUGCGCGAGUGCGCGUGAACGUGACAUCCUCGAUGCUGGAUUCUGGUGAGCUGGAGUUUAAGGGUGAUUUUGGCGCGAGCUCCCAGAUACUGGUGGCGGGCAGUACGCUUGUGACGACGUUGGUCCAUGCCAUUGCUAUUUCGGGGUUUACUCUUGGAGCGAACUCGACGCUGCUGCUGCUUGACAACCGCAUUGAGGGAAGUAGUUACGCAGUCUAUUUUUCCAUUGGUGUUGUUGAUGGUGGCGGGAUCAUUGUGAAAGGAAAUACGUUGAGGGCAACAGAGGAGGAUAACGGUGUGGAAUCAUCCGUUUGCGUUUUCGCUGUCGUGAGGAACGGCGGCCACAUUGACGUGGAGAACAACACGAUGAGAGCGGUUAAUGGCGUUUAUUUAUUUGAGGAUACCGUCGUGAGCACCGCGGGGCUGUUGAGAGUGGCGGAUUGCAACUUUGUUGGCAGCGCGGAGUUUUCUGAUUCUGCGCUGGUGUUUUUGGACGGCACUGUGACACUUCAGGGCGGUGCGCAGUGGCGUGUGGAGGGUAACAACGUGAGUGCGGCCUCAGUAUUAAGUAUGCCACGUUCUCAGCAGAAAAUUAAGCUGUCGGGCAGCGGCACCACUGUGGUGCUUGCACACAACCGUCAGGUGGAAGGAAGUGCAGCCUUUGCCAAACUUCUUCCACCGAACACGAUUGUGGCGUCGCCCGCGCGGUUUGUGGUGGGGUGCAACCUGCACGAGGAAGGGAGGGAGGUGUUGUACGACGGUGUGUUUCCGGAGGGCGUGGUGGUGUUCAGGUGCGGCACGUGCAACGACGACGCGGCGUGCUACAUGCCCGGGACGGAGUCGGUGGACCGCAACUCGUGCUCGUGCAGCUGCAGGGACGGAUGGCAUGGCGCGUCGUGUCUUCCCCUUGAGGUGCCCGACACGGUUGUGCCGCCCUUGCCGGAGAGAGCUGUCGACGGCGACACGAGCUGCGUGGUGGACCAGACGCUGACGGACCUCACGCUGAACAUGUGGAAGACGCACCACUGCUACGUCGGUGUGACAUUCAGCGGCGUGGGUGCUGCGCUGAAGUUUUUUUUCAACAGUAUGCCGCUGCAUCUCCCCAUCAACAUCACGCUCACUGGGUGCACAUUCCGUGGCGGAGCCACGCUGCAGUUUUUUGGUGGUGCUGAGGCGGUCGAGUCAUCCGGCGUCCUGGUCCGCGUGAGCCAGACGGUUAUGCGGUCCUCUGUUGUUGUGUUUGCACUCGCCCUCCCGCAGCACUGCGACAUUGCCGUCACGGAGGUUGACGCGGUGCAGUCUUCCGCAGUCCAGCUUUUUGACAUUAGGAUCAACAUCUUGAGCGUAUUGUUUCUGAGGAACGUUGUGUUGGCUGCGUCCUCGUUGUUGGUCAGCAACAUCAAGGCGCAUUCCUUGAGGUACGGCGGGUUUGGUUUGCACUCGGUUGGGACGCUGACGCUGGAGCGUGGCAGCUCGCUGUACGCGCGUUACUGCAGCUUCGCUGGGUACAAACACCUGUUCUACGUGAAUAUCCUCAUUGUCCGCAAUCACUCUGUUUUUGCGCUGCUCAACAAUACGAUGUCCUCCGGGGCAGGCCUCCUGCUUCAGCAACACGGAUUCAGCGUGUCGGAUCACAGCGUGUUGCGCGUGGUGGGGAACAGGGGUUCCGUGUCAUACGCUAUUUACGCCAACAAUUUGUGGACCGUUGAGCGGUCAAGCUGGUUGGAUUGGCGCGACAACGACGUGGGUUUGGGUGCGAUUUUCUACGACAGUGGAUCCCCUUUUGUGGACAUGGACAGCAGCAGUGGCGUGACGCUGACGGGCUGCACGAUGGGCUCGACGGGGUUGUCGGUAUCCUUGCUGAAGCGGGUUGACGCCGGCUACCGGUUUGUUGCUGGGUGUCUGACGGUCGCGGGACGCUUGCUGACGACGGCGGCAGAGCUGGAACUGAGCGGCAUCACCAACGUGACGACGGUUGCAGGGUGCGGGGAGUGCACUAAGGAGGGCGACUGCUUUGCCCCGCUGACGACGGAGGUUAUUGACUGCAAGUGCCAGUGCGCUGCUGGAGGGCACGGCGAUGCGUGCGUCCCGGCGCCUGUGCCUGCUGGCCCGCCGCCACCGCCCACGCCGCCAGUGCCGCCCACGCCGCCACCGCCGCCGGUUGGUGAGUGCAUCAGCGACAUGGUGUACCCCGAGGUGGUGCAGGCAGUGGGCGGCGGGCUGUCGUGGCUGUGCUACCGCAACGUGACGUUCAGUGGGGGCGGCAUGAGCCUGACGGUGCUGGUUGGGGCGAUGGCGGGCGACGUGGCGAAUGUCACGUUCGAUGGAUGCACGUGGAGGGACGGCGCCGUGCUAGUGCUGUUGGGCAACGCAGACGCCGCUGUUAGGUCGCUGAACAUCCUCGUCACCGGCAGCAAGUUCUGUGACGCGCUGCUCAGCCCGGAGGGUGUGUUUCCACCGCACACGAACAUCACGAUCAGCGGGAACCGCUUUACGGUCACGAGGCUGAUCCCUCGGUUGGGUUUGGGCCUUAGGGAUCCGUCGUGUGUUGCGAUGAAUAGACUGGUGAUCAGCAACGACUCCGCGGUGGUGCUCAGUGGCAAUGUGUUUCAGAGCGUGAGGGCAUCGUCAAGCGCCAUCCGCGUCGUUGAAUCUUCUCUGAGGGUGUCGUGGCACUCCGUGUUUGCGGUGGUGGGCAACACGUUUCAUAUGGAUGGCGGAGACAGUAAUUUGAUAUAUUUUGAAGGGUCUAGACACUCCUCAUCGCUGAGCGUACUGAACAACUCCGCCGUGGUGAUCCGAGGCAAUCUUGUGUCGAGGCCGGUGCGGUACUUCAUGUAUUUUAUUUUGUCAUUACGUGUGGAGUCCUGGUCAGCGGUUGUGUUUCAAGGCAACGACAUGCAGGGAAGCUUGGCUGUGUUUUAUUCAAGUGACUCCUCCAACAUCUACUACAACUCCUGGCUGCAGUUGAGCGGCAACCUUUGCCGCGUGUUCCCAUCGAAUGAGUUUGCUUUCUUUUCCUCCAAGGUGAAUCUCCGCGGCUCCACGGUGUCAGUGUCCGGCAACCAAUUUUUAUCCAGCACGGUCUUGCCGACCGUUUUGCGGAUACCCACGGUGUCCAGUGACCUCACAAACGGAGCUAUUUUGGCUGCGUGCAACACUGUGAACGGCGGUGAGGAAGCGAACUACGUUAUUCCGUCUGUGUACGAUGCCACCUUCCUGACCUGCAGUGAUCCAUGCAUCCUCGCGACGUCGUGCUUCCCCGCGUACACGACGAAGGCCUCGAGUGAUGGCUGCGCCUGCGCAUGCGCGGAGGGCGGCCAUGGCGAUGCGUGCCUGCCCGUUGCUGUCCCCGAGCCGCCGAGCACCGACGGCACCGACUUGUGCGUGCGGGACGUGCGUGUGGGUGUGGAGGUGAACGUCAGUUUCGGGACGUCGGUGGUGUGCUACGUUGGCGUGACCUUUGCGGCGGACGUCGUGGUGGACGUGGAGUCGAUGUCAGGGGGCGUGCGCAACGUGACACUGGCGAACUGCACGUUUGUGAGUGGAGCGAGCCUGUACGUUGUUGGGUGGCGUUCCGACCCGCCUGCUGGCGAGCGCGCCGAUGUGUUGUUCAGCGGGCUUGAGUCGCGCUCCGGCGGCGGCGUGGUGGUGGCGAGCCGAUUUCCGCCGGGUUCGCGCGUCACUGUGGUGGACUCGGUGCUGAUUGCAGAGGCGCGUGUUGCGUACCGCGACGCCUACGGCCUUGGCGACGCCUCCGCGUGCCUCGUGUUGCACAACGUGAGUUUGACGGGGAGUGUGCUGACCAUUGCGCGCACGCAGGUGGCGGCUGUGUUCGGCGACGCUGUUGGCGUGUUGGUUGUUGGCGGCGUGGCGCUGUCGUCGCGCGGUGCGCUGUACGUGGACAGGCUGUUGGUGCAGACGGCGCUGGGGCUGUGCGUGUCGGUGGAGGGCGGUGUUGCAGCCAGUGGCGGCUC
Trypanosoma cruzi is the source of this 6785-nucleotide messenger RNA. RefSeq names its product dispersed gene family protein 1 (DGF-1), putative. The annotation marks the transcript as partial. The record is from RefSeq and is a predicted model, not a curated record. Gene Ontology annotation, molecular function: Notch binding. The transcript has a single exon. Lineage: Eukaryota; Euglenozoa; Kinetoplastea; Trypanosomatida; Trypanosomatidae.